Scatophagus argus is the source of this 4581-nucleotide messenger RNA. It is a transcript of the gene adgrg4a, whose product is annotated as adhesion G protein-coupled receptor G4a. The transcript is spliced from 29 exons. NCBI's taxonomy places the organism in Eukaryota, Metazoa, Chordata, Actinopteri, Scatophagidae. Gene Ontology annotation, biological process: adenylate cyclase-activating G protein-coupled receptor signaling pathway; cell surface receptor signaling pathway. Gene Ontology annotation, cellular component: membrane. The coding region runs from base 225 to 3869 and encodes 1214 amino acids. The record is from RefSeq and is a predicted model, not a curated record. Gene Ontology annotation, molecular function: G protein-coupled receptor activity.
UGCCGGUGAUUAAUGAGUAACUUAGGGAACUAAAGCAGGAGGGUGUGGAGGUCUUCCUAUAGAGAAAUAAAGUGACGCCAGUCUGAGCCAACUUCUCACAAACCGACACUGAUUGCUUAAAUACUCACAGAACGGCAUAAACUUCAGAUUUGACCAUUUCAAGGAGAUGACUGCGCUAAUGACCACUUUACCGGCAUUGAAGCCCUGAGUUUUUGUUUGCUGUCAUGAACUCCAUCAGCAGCUUGUCUUCUCACACCAUCUGUCUUUGUAUACUGCUGUCAGUGUGUCUUCCUGGCUCAAGUGCCUCUGUCGAUUCCAGCCUGUGGGGUAAGAAGAUACCUUUCAGUAGCCGUCCAUGCAUGUGGCAGCUAAAACCAGGUACUGUGGUGCCAGCCCUUAAGGAACUGAGUGUAUGUAUGCUUUUACGCCUCAGCUAUGGGACAGAAUGGACAGGAUUUGUCUACAAAGCACAAGGUAAAAGUCAGAUAGAGCUGGGACUUCGGGGCGGAAGUGGGCGUCUGGCAGCAUGGCUGUUUGGAAAAGAGCAGCGCUUUAAAUCGGAACUGAAACUGCAGGAAUGGUACUCCGUCUGUCUCACUUGGUCCGGCCAAGUUCGCAGACUUCGGGUCUACAUAAAUGGAACCAGACAGCAUGAGGUCUCUCUCUCCGCCCUACCCCAGCAGCUGGCCCAGAAUGGGACUCUCACUCUGGGGGUGUCUCAUUAUGUGGAUCCAAAUGGGGAAAUAAAGGCAGAAAGUGGGAAUAAUUUGCUUGGUGAGAUCAGUCAGUUCAGGAUGUGGUCCAGAGAAUGGAGCGCUGAGGAGCUGAGCGAUCAGAACUGUGUAGACGGAGACGUGAUGAGCUGGGACACGAAGCAGUGGAAAUACAGCUGCCCUCCUGAGCCUGACAAGACCCUAUUUUGUGCGUGGCCGUUCUAUAAAAUCAGAAUGUGGACAUCCAUACUUCAAUCCACCAGGUCUGAAAAUUGCUCCGUAUCACCGGAGGAACUCACAAGAAACUGGCUGGAUAGCAUUUUCCCUUUCAACAUUUCUGUCCGUGACAUCAUUGUGUCAUCCCCAAGCAGUUCCUGCCAUGAGGGAUCAGGAGCUUUAUCAGUCUCCACCUGCGAUAAGUGUUUCAGCUGCGAAGUCUAUGUGGAAGUGGAUCCUGCUGCUAAUGUAGGAGACGUUCAGGUGAACAUUGCCACGUUACUGAGUUUGAACUUCUCUAACAGCUUUCUCAACGUGACAUCUGACCCUAAUAGUAUCAGCAUAAUACCUGUGGAGUCAUUCCCUGUGGUGUCAGAGCCACCACCAACUGCCAGCAUUGCUGUAAUUUCAUCAGGUCCAACUCAAAGUGCGCCAACUCAUCCUGCUAAUAUAUCAACAACAAGAGAGCCAUUAGAAAUCAACAAGACUGCCGUUGCACCUGAUACGUUCUUCAGAGUUAACAUGACCUUGAGUAUAACCGGAAGCCCCACAAAACCACAGGACAUUAUUGAGAAAUGGGUAAAAGAGAAGCUGGAGGUGAAUGACACCAUGGUUGUACUGAAUCUCAUCACACAGGAGAAUGUAGACAGGAACAUGGACCAGUACAGUGGACUGAUGAUUUUCCAAGGCCAACAAAAACACAGAUAUUACUGCACCUUCCAUGUUCAGGAAUACAACAUGAACAGUGUGGCAGAAAUCAAAACUUUUAUUCAUGCUGCCUUAACAUCAAAGUAUCAAAACAACUCCCUUACUGUUCAUACUAUGGAUGUGGCGAUCAAGCACAUAGUGCCAGAAAACUGUUUAGAAGAAACUACUUCAACAAUCUAUGGACAGUAUAUUUGGCCUGAAGCAUUUCCACAAGUCAACCAAGAAAUGGGAUGCAAAGAGCCCAUAUCAGAGAGAGCCUACAGGCUUUGUAAGUUAGACAUAGAAACUGACACGACCAGUUGGGCUCAUUCUGAUAUGACAAACUGCAACCCACUCAUGAAAAUAUCAGACCUGGACAAUAUCACCGUCACUGCUGGUAAUGCGGCUGAGGUUGUGGACGCGAUUCAGGAACUUGUAGAUGUUCAGUUGGGUACCAGUCCAGCGCUCCCUACCUCCGAUCUGGAUAGAGUGGUGGAGAAGCUCAGGGAAGUGGCCAAUAUCAGCAAGAUCAAACCUGCUAUCGGUGCCAUUAUUGUCAGUAUUGUUUCAGAUAUCCUGCUUUCCAAAACUAACGUCAAAGGGGUGGCUAACACUGUCCUUGUCCUGACAGAGACAAUGGGAAACAAUAUGGACUUCCAAGAUGAAUCUAUCAGUAUAACAGCACCCUUGCUGGCCCUGUCCAUGGUCAACAUAGAUCCAGAUGAGUUCAAUGGCCUCACCUUCGGCGUGUCCUCCAACGAUUCAACCCUGAACCCAAAGAUUUUUCUCACCCAAGGCUUUGUUAGUGAACCUCUCCCUGACACAGACGCUACCAUCUCUUUGCCCUCUGCACUCUACAACUUUUUUAGCUUCCUUCCCGGAAAAAGGAAAGAAAUCCGCGUGCAGUUUAAUUUUUAUGGAACACAAAAACUUUUUCAGGACCCGCUCACAACCAAUUCAACUCACUGCAACUGGACAUUGAAUUCCCAUAUAGUAUCUGCCAGCAUCAAUAACAGCCAAGUCAGCAACCUAAAGGAUCGAGUUGUGGUGACCCUCAACAAUCAAAUACCCAAACGACCAGAAGACAAGGUACAGUGCAUGUUUUGGGAUUUCCACAAAAAUGGCGGGCAGGGUGGCUGGAGCAGCAGAGGUUGUGAGACCUGGAGUAUUUCUCCCUAUCGUACCAGCUGUCUCUGUGAUCAUCUCACACAUUUCGCUGUGCUCAUGGAUAUAUCCAAAGCCCCUCUCAGUGAAGCUGACAGUAAGAUCCUGACAGUGAUCUCAUAUCUUGGUUGUGGUAUAUCCUCCAUAUUUCUGGGCAUCACUCUUCUCACCUACCUUGCUUUUGAGAAGCUGCGUCGAGAUUAUCCAUCUAAGAUACUCAUCAGCCUGUCAGCUGCCCUGCUGGGGUUGUGCAUGCUCUUCCUUCUCAACUCCUGGCUCUCCUCCUUCUCCAACUACGGUCUUUGCAUAGCCACUGCUGCAACACUACACUACUUCCUACUGGCUUCUUUCACCUGGAUGGGCCUGGAGGCCUUGCAUAUGUACUUCGCACUGGUCAAGGUCUUCAAUACCUAUGUCCCUUCCUACAUCCUCAAGUUCUGUGCUGUAGGAUGGGGUAUUCCUUUAAUCAUAGUCAGCCUGGUGCUGGCCAUAGAUAAAAAUGCAUAUGGCAGCAUUGCACCUGAAGAGGCUGCUGUAGUGCUUCAGUCCACUGAGCAAUUUUGCUGGCUGCAGAAUGACGUCUUCUUCUACGUGACGGUGGUGGUGUUUGUUCUUCUGAUUCUGUUGUGCAACGUUUCUGUGUUCAUCGUGGUUCUGCUCCAGAUCAGACAGAUGAGGGCCAAUAAGGUGUCAGAAAACAGCCGCAGCUCUCUGCGGGACUUGAAGAUGGUGGCCAGCCUCACAGUCCUCUUGGGCCUGACGUGGGCAAUGGGCUUUUUUUCAUUUGGACCAGGCAGAGUGGUCCUGAUGUACCUGUUCACCAUCUUCAACAGUUUUCAGGGAUUCUGUGUUUUUGUGUUCCACUGUUUGAUGAAGGAAAAUGUGAGGAAACAGUGGAGAAUCCACUUGUGCUGCGGACGUUUCCGACUCAGUGAUUACUCAGACUGGAGCCGCACUGUGACGGUGGGUGGUCCCUGCAAAAAGAACAAUCUUGUUAACUCUGACUCAGUCGCUUCUGACAGCACAUCUGCCAUCAGGAAGAUUUCAGACUCCUCGGCAGGAUCAGCACCAAACCACCGGAAGGCAUGAGCUGGCUUCUGAAUGUGCCAUUAUGUACUGCUCUCUCUCUCUUUCAAGGUCCAUCACUGUCAUAUCACACACUGACAGCAGAAAAUCAAACAGCUCCAUGUCUGUUUCAGCACUCCUGCACCUUUCAUUAAAAUCAGCCAUGAAAAGCAAAUGCUGCACUGACUGUUCUGAAAAGUACACAUUAAACGCAAGAUGCCCUUGUCUUCAAGAACCAUAUAACCACUUUCACUGUUCAGUUGACUCCUGCUUGGAAAAAAAAGAUUUUGUGUUUGUAAAUUUUUAACAGUUAAUUAAUGAAUACUUGUAAUGUUGCAUGCGUAGCAGUUAUGAGUUUUCCAUUUACGUGCAAUGAGAAUGACUGAAUAUGUAAUAAUGAACUGUUUUCAUCACAUGAGGAAUCUUUAGUGCUCAUAUUUCCUUUAAGGAAGCUUUUCAAAGGUGUUCUCACUGUCAUUCAUCACCAAAUAUUGCUUUGCAUUUUGUCUAUCUAUAUUGUGUGUGUCUGAAGAUUGAUUUUGAAGAUUAAACCUUUGAGCAUGUUUUCUAUUUUCUCUGACUGGGGACCGUACAUAGUGUGUGAAAAUCAGAUAUUUAUUUUCUCCCAUCAAAGUGCUUUAAAAAAAUAUCAUAGCAUUGAAAUCCUAUUAUCAUUUGCUCACAUAAGACACAGUUUCAUUACAGUAAGUGAAAAAGAAGGAGGAUGUACCAGGGU